This is a messenger RNA of Ylistrum balloti, 639 nucleotides long. Its product is annotated as angiopoietin-related protein 7-like. The transcript has 4 exons. NCBI's taxonomy places the organism in Eukaryota, Metazoa, Mollusca, Bivalvia, Pectinida, Pectinidae. The record is from RefSeq and is a predicted model, not a curated record. Bases 16 to 639 code for a protein of 207 amino acids.
GCGGACUGCAGUGAAAUGGACCCGUCCAUCUAUUGUUCAGGUGUCUACCGAAUCACGCCUUCACCUGGAGUCAGCUUCGAUGUGUACUGUGACUUUGACACAGUCAACGGAACCUGGACGGUGAUACAAAACAGACAGAGUGGCGAGGAGAAUUUUUUCAGGUCCUGGGCUUCCUAUAAAACCGGAUUUGGAAAUCUUAAAGGGAAUUUCUGGCUAGGUAACGAUAAUAUCAGCAACCUGACCCUGACACCUUCUAUCCUCCGUGUAGAAGCUACCUCCUGGUAUGGUGACGCCCGGUACGCACAAUACUCCACAUUCAAAGUAGAAAACGAAGUAAACAAGUAUAGACUGACUGUGUCCGGAUUCUCAGGGAAUGCCAAUUAUGAUGCUAUGGCCCUUCAUAACGGUAUGGCUUUCUCCACCUAUGAAAGGGAUAAUGAUAUGAGUUCUUCAAACUGUGCUGACACGUACAAGGGCGCUUGGUGGUACAAAAGCUGCUAUGACUGCAAUUUAAACGGCAGAGAAUACCAGAAUGGCACAGAUAAUUUCCAAUCCUUGAUCUGGGACUGGUUCUAUCCCAAUAUUCAAUAUCCCCAGAUGAUGACAACAAAGAUGCUCGUAAAACGUCAGGGAACAUAA